This is a messenger RNA of Myotis lucifugus (little brown bat), 2783 nucleotides long. RefSeq names its product KIAA0408 ortholog. The record is from RefSeq and is a predicted model, not a curated record. Lineage: Eukaryota; Metazoa; Chordata; Mammalia; Chiroptera; Vespertilionidae. The coding region runs from base 318 to 2405 and encodes 695 amino acids. The transcript is spliced from 6 exons.
UCAUUUAUCAUUCAUUGUAGUAUUUUCAGUUUGUUUAUUUUGUUCAUCCUUCAAGACAAGAAGUAAAAGAAGUAUAAUUUCUGUAGUAACCCAUGCUAUAAAAACACUGAAGACUGCUUAAUUUCUUUAAAAAGACCCAUCUCACCACUACCAAAUUCAGUAAGAAGCCCAGGGACUAAAAUAUUUCAGGUAAGGAAGCUUUAUUUUAAAGGCAAGUGAGACUGCUUCAAAUAAAACAACUCUAAGCUUCCAAGAAACAGUUAAGAGAAGGCAGAGACGAGCAGAAACACCGCUUCACUCACACUCACGUGGUUGCCAUGGACCUGCACAAGCAGUGGGAGAACACAGGGACUGCCUGGCACAAGGAAAAGAUGGAGUUACUGGACCAGUUUGACAAUGAAAGGAAGGAAUGGGAGACCCAAUGGAAGAUCAUGCAGAAGAAGAUAGAAGAGCUUUGCCAUGAAGUACAGCUUCGGAGGAAAAUCAACAUGAGUGAACGUGCCAAGGUCAUUGAUCUUGAUCGUGAGAAGGCCAUGCAAGAUAAAGUGGUGGGAUCUUCUCCAAAUUACCCCAAUUCAGGACCAUGCGAAUCUACAGGGAUGAAUCACAGGGAUGGUAUGGAAAAAGACAAUAAAACGGAGCAGAGCUUACUCAGUGAAGGAAAUCAAGUGUGUAAGGAACAAAAAGCAACCAAAAAAUUAAAGGUAGGGUUUAUGGAUCCCCUGGCCACAGACAGGCAAAAGGAACGUGAGGCCUGGUCUGACCUGAGGACUUCGGAGGAAGCGAGCAAGAGCUGUUCUGGCGCCCUCAACACAGCUCUUGAAGAACUUGCCAAAGUCAGUGAAGAAUUAUGCAGCUUCCAAGAGGAAAUCCGAAAGCGGUCUAACCAUAGAAGGAUGAAGUCAGAUUCUUCUCUCCAGGAAAUGCCGCAUAUAAUGAACAUGUCCCCUGGAGACCACGGGAUCAACAAUGGCCAGUGUGUUCUUCCGAUCAGUUUAGGAAAAGAAAAACAGAAAAAUAGAAAGAAUCUGAGUUGUACUGACAUGCUCCAAAGCAGUUUUAUGAAAACAUGUGGAAUUGAUACAAUUGAUCCAAUACAAAGAAAUGAAACUCCACCAGUUCCUCCUCCAAGAAGUACAUCUCGAAGUUUUCCCAGUGUGUAUCCUGAACAAGCCCAUGAAAGUUUGAAGGAAAGUUUAGGCCACAGUAGCCAGGUGGUCCAAGAGGGUCAAGGUGAAAGGAACUGCAGUCCUCAUGUCCCCCUGAGGCAUGAUGAGAUGCCUACACUGUGUCUAAAUGAAGGGAAGACUUUGAAAGAUGAUAUCAUGUUUUCUUCUUUGGCAUCUGAAGCCAAAAUGGAUAACCAGCCUCCAUGUAGUGAAGAUGUUGGAUGUGGCAUGUGGUCUUACGACACAGUGAUAGGCACAAAAAAUAGCCCUUCUGCCUUGUGGUUUCAGAAAACCUGUUCUACUCCCAAUAGGUCAAAAUAUGAAAAGAUGACCCCAGAUCAUCCUGCUAAAUUUCACUCUGACCUUCAUGUUGGCAAUGACUAUAGUUCCUUGGUGACACAGAGCAGUGGCCCACUUAGAAGUUUCAGUUGUGGCUUUGAAAAGACUACUAGGAAUGAAACGCUGGCAGCAAAGACUGAUGAAUUUAAUAGAACCGUGUUCAGAACAGAUAGAAAUUGUCGUGCAGUACAGCAAAACCAAAGCUACUCAGAAUCGUCUCAAGAUCUUAAGCCCUGUGAUACCUUCAUUACUCGUAUGGGCAACAUACCAGAAAAUGACAGUGUGUCUGGUAUUCUGAAAACCAGUGCCCACGUGCCCGUGCCUAGAGAAAAUGUGCCUGAUAAUCCCACCAAAAAAUCCACAACAGGCCCAGUCAGACAAACACAGGAGCACAUAAGUCCCAGUAGUUAUCGGAAUAUGCUCCACGAGCAUGACUGGAGACCUGGCAAUUUGUCUGGCCGACCAAGAUCAGCUGAUCCUAGGUCGAAUUACGGUGUUGUGGAAAAGCUGCUGAAAACCUAUGAGACAUCAACAGGGCCCGUAUUGCAAAAUUCUAAAUGCUGCCAGGAUAAUUGGACCAAAUGUAAUUCUGAUGUCAGUGUUGGGGCCACAUUAAGUCAGCAUUUAGAAAUGCUCCAAAUUGAACAAGAGCUUCAAGGAAAAACAGCUCUGUGUAGGGCACAACAAGUGAAGCAAGGAGUGGACUGGAAAAAGAUAACAGAGGAAUCCAUGGCAGUGAAAUGCUCGCAUGGAAAAGGAUUUUCCCGUCCAGCUAGACCGGCAAAUCGCCGUCUCCCAUCCAGAUGGGCGUCGAGAUCUCCAUCGGCGCCCCCCGCCUUGAGGAGAACUGCCCAAAGCUUUACUAUUUCUCUGCGAUCUGAAGCACCGAUGGUCUGAGUCUCUGGCCUGAAUUGCUAGAUUUCAAAAAUCCCAAUUGCCAAACAGAUAAUUCUAAGUGUUUACAGGCAAUCCUGUCUCUUCGGUAUCUUUCGAGAUUUCUGGGACAAUUUAAAUCUUAACUUCUCAUCAGUCUUCAGUGUUUUUAAUCUGUGGAAUAAUUAUCUUCCUACAUGUUGAUUUCUUAGAUCAGAAUUUUUUAAUACCAUCCUCAUUAAUUUUCCAAUAUGAUUUAAGUUGAAACAGUGUACUAUAUUGUAUAUACCAACUUUCUUGCAAGUGGCAGAAAGCAAGGUUAUGUGCAUGGCCGUGUGUUUGUAGGUGCAUGUGUUGAAAUAGGAAGUAUCCUAGUGUGUAUUUAGAUAAGAGAACUUAUGU